UCAUUAUUUGAUUUUCUCCUUAUCUCCAGAAUGUUCAACCUCAUUAGCUUAGCAUUAAAAUAUCAACAGCACCUGCUCGUGAUCGAACGUGCAAACUUAUAUCCAGUGUGUCAGUACUUAGAACUUAAGUACACAAUCAAAGGGAAACAAAGGGCAAGUUUGGAAUGGUUUCAGUGAAAAAUAUUCUCUUGGGAUUAGUUACUAGAUAAGAAAAAAUAAGGAGAAACACAAUCAAGAUGUACCGGCUCACCAUACUCUGCAUCUUCACAAUAGCUAUAUCCUGGGCUCAACAGCCUCUUGAACCACCCAUCACAAGCUACGACUACAUCGUGAAAUUCACUAUCAACAUGGACGAAAACAAAGUUCCAUAUUACAUCGUAAAUGGAAUAUACAACAACCGAUUUGAAGGAAACGUAACUGUCGAUGACGUCAUACAGCUGUACAGGAUUAGGCAGUUGUCUCUGGACCAAGCAAAGCUGGUGCUGAAUUCCAUGGAUGUUCCGACUGACACGGUGUUUUCAGAGGAUACAUUCGAAACUGUUUUGAAAGACUUGAGGUUGGACUUUACUACGUUCUACAGCAAUGUCUUUUUGCUUUCGUUUGGUACUUCUGGUGAACCGUUAAGGAAAUUCUUGGAAACUUUAGAUAUCGACUUGCCAGCGUUUACAUCAUCCAUUGUACUCGGAAUGGGUGACCCACUGGACGUAAUAAAACAAGGCAACUUCUCUAACCUCGAACCAGCUCUUAACGAAAUUGGAAAAACUCCUAAUGACCUAUACAAAGCAAGCAUGAACACCUUUGCUGACGCUGCAGUUAAGCUAUCACUUCGUGAAUUUGUCGAAAUAUUGAAGAAAAACGGUUUAACAGAAGCUAAAGCUUUGAUCUUAUGGAACACAAUUGGUAUUGAUGUUCGUGACAUAUACUUAAAUCAGGACUUCAACAAACUUUUGCUCGAAACGAAUAUGGACCUUAGGAAAGAUGUAGUAGGGGUACUUAUAGGAAACAACAGUAUUGUGACAGAUAUAAAUGUAGGGAUUUUUCUCAAGGAAGCUAAGCAAAUAUCAAGAAUCGAAGCGAAGCCUUUGAAUGAUACUUUAGAACUGAAGGACAUCAAACCAGCCUAUUCGAGCUUCGAAAGUUUAGCAGUACUGAAUUUCCAAAGUGAACAUAAUACUAGUUACAUUUCGUAUGGGAUGUUGAAUGGAAAAGAAGAAAACUGUACUUUCAUAACAUUGAGAAACGACACUAUUGUAACGGAAAUUGUGACGCCUGUCGAUAAAAAGACUCACGUUGAAAUUGAAAGUAAAAUGCCUUCAGAAUACGUGAUCCCUGGAAGUCCUUUGGUGUGUGAUGAUAAGGUUUACGGUUUGGCCCGGGACAAUGGUCACAGUUCUGGAAUUGUCAUUUUAGACAAUUUCAGAGAAAUCACUUCCGGUACAAACAUGUUAAGUAGUUGUUUAGUAGUCUUGAUUAUCGGUAUUAUUAAUAUGAUACUGUGAUGACUGUAUUUAAGUAAGAUGAUUCCUGUGACAUCAGUGUUCAGAAAAGACUAGUCUUUCUACAGUUUUGAAAAAUGAUUUACCCAUCAGCAUUAGAAGUAAACAUACCUAGAUACAUUUUUCUAAUUGUAAUACUAAAACAUACGAUUCUCAUUUGGCUAUAAUACGAACUUCAUAUCAUCGAUGGAACAUAGCAAAACUACCUCCAGAGACCAAUUAUUAUGCUGUUGUAGCUGUCUCGAAUACUAAUUUACUUUGGUAUAACCAAUAUCUCAAUUGUUACCUCGCUUUUACUCGGGAUAAUAAAGAUGCGAAGAACAUCGAUUUUGUAUGUUGUAUUUGCAUUUCCGCUAAUGUAAUAAAGUAUAUGACAGCC
This is a messenger RNA of Acanthoscelides obtectus, 1875 nucleotides long. NCBI's taxonomy places the organism in Eukaryota, Metazoa, Arthropoda, Insecta, Coleoptera, Chrysomelidae. The record is from the annotation of a GenBank genome assembly.